AUGGCCCGAUUUGCACAGCAGCCCUUUGAAUUCUAUCAACAAUCGCCGUCGGCAUUGGAGACAAAGCCCGCCUUCUCCGAAGAAGAUGAGAUGAGCGUGUUGGAUGACAAGAUUCUGGACGCCGGCUCGGACGUCGCGGCCAUUUCCGAUCCUCGACGGCCGUCGUAUGAUCAGCAACAUACAGACGCUCUCACCUACCGAGAGCAAGUAUGGGGUGACUUUGCCUCACAGCAGACACAGCAAGCACAGCAGCAGCAGUCACAACAACAACAGCAGCAGCAGCAGCAGCAACCGCAACAACAACAUCAAUCACAUGCCACGGCUCCGCACCCUCAUUCCCAGCAAGAUUCGCAUGUUGCAUCAACAGCUACCAUGUAUGACUCGAGCAAUCAAUUCAUACGAUUAGACACUGCGCACACCAACGCCACCUACACGCAGCAGACUGCCUGGCCCAUGUCCCGGGGCUCCGGCUCAUGUACGCCAACCCCUGUAUACGACCAGUUCUCGCAGGACUACGACGCCAGUUCUGCCGGUGCCUUUUCUGGCGGCGCCGUCGGCCCAGUCUCUGCCAUCAACUUUGGUCAAAUGUCCUAUAGAGGCAACAUGUUUGGUGCCCCCGGCAGCGUGGCCAUGUCUCCGCAGUCAAGUCAAGGGUGGAUGCAAUCCGGCGAUAUGGUGGACGGACGACCAGCGCGGAGUCCGACAUAUCGUACCGAUUCGAAUUUCCAUCUGCGCCGUGAUGGCAUUCGCAAGAAGAAUGCGAGGUUUGAGAUCCCUGCCGAGCGCACGCUUAGCAACAUCGAUCAAUUGAUUGCUCAGUCGACCAAUGAGGAAGAGAUUAAGGAACUCAAGCAGCAGAAGCGCCUCCUUCGGAAUAGGCAAGCAGCACUCGACUCUCGUCAGCGAAAAAAGCUUCAUACCGAGAAGCUGGAAGAAGAGAAGAAGCAGUUUACCACCGUGAUAAACGAUCUCGAGGAAGCCCUGCACAGCAUGAAGCUUCGCGAGGCCGAGCUGCUUCGAGAAAAAGGGGAAUGGUUGACUACGCAACAACAGUUCCAGCAGUACAUCGAAGCCCUCCACAUGGAAAAGGACGAGCUCAUUCGUUCCCACACCCUGGAGACUGCAGAACUGCGCAAGAAGAACAACAUUCUCCGCGAGACCAUGGAGAAGAUGGAGCACCAGUUGAAGCCGACAGCGAACGCGCAUUCAGCAACCUUCACAAACGAGUUUGGAGACUUUGAAAAUAUUACCAUGGAAAAUACUCCGUGGGAGGACUUUUCGCUGGUCAACAACAUCUCUCUCGAGGCCGAGCCUAUGGCUGCGUCAGUUGCUAACGGCAAUGAUAAUAACAUGCUCGUUCAGGUCAAGACUGAAAAGGUCGAGAAGGUCUUCAACAAUCAGAACAGCGAAUAUCCAUUCAGUUGGAAUGCGUUCUACAUGUGUCUCCUCUUUGGAGCGUUCAUUGCGUCCAAUAGCACUUCGCUAUCUUCUCCCGCUGCUCUCCCCAAGCUCUCGGACGAAUACCGCGCCGAGUCUGCGAAUGUCCUCAAAGCUGUCCUUGCCUCUGCUCCCGCUGACAUGGCAACUCCAUCUGCCGCAGCUUCUUCUGCUCACGGCGUCGCCUCUCACCUCCCUGCAACCAUCUCCGGUGCUGAAAUGGCCCGCAUGAGCUCCGGAGGAAUCGCGAAUGUCGCGCCGUCUUCCGCCCUGGACGAACUGCACAACAAUCUGGCGCUUCCCAGCAAACAGCAGGAGAACGAGCAAGUGUUUGCACUCAACCCAGGACAAUACAAUGCGUUGACCACCUUCCAAGAAGACGACAGCAUGGACUUCAAGCCUCCUCAACAGCCAUCCAAUCUACAGCAGGCCUUUGCAGCGAUGCGCAACAGCAACCACAACGGCGCACAAAAGGGACCUCUCGGUGUAGACGGCAGAAUGUCGGAUGUCUACUCGCGGUCUUUGAUGUGGGAUCGAGUUCCAGAGAAAGUGGUGCGCGAUUUCCAGCGAAUGGUCCGAGAAUGCGGUGCUGCUUCCAAGUAA
This is a messenger RNA of Talaromyces atroroseus, 2040 nucleotides long. RefSeq lists its product as hypothetical. Gene Ontology annotation, molecular function: DNA-binding transcription factor activity. Lineage: Eukaryota; Fungi; Ascomycota; Eurotiomycetes; Eurotiales; Trichocomaceae. Gene Ontology annotation, biological process: regulation of DNA-templated transcription. The record is from RefSeq and is a predicted model, not a curated record. The coding region runs from base 1 to 2040 and encodes 679 amino acids. The transcript is spliced from 2 exons.